This is a messenger RNA of Ceratina calcarata, 608 nucleotides long. RefSeq names its product Cytochrome b5 (gene Cyt-b5). The transcript has 5 exons. Gene Ontology annotation, molecular function: heme binding. NCBI's taxonomy places the organism in Eukaryota, Metazoa, Arthropoda, Insecta, Hymenoptera, Apidae. Gene Ontology annotation, cellular component: intracellular membrane-bounded organelle; membrane. The record is from RefSeq and is a predicted model, not a curated record. Bases 99 to 512 code for a protein of 137 amino acids.
GAGACAUAUUCGUCUGUACAACAUUCCACAAAACUACAUUUCACAAAUUCUGCUCCAGAAUAGAUUUUGUGAGCUCCAUACGAAAACGAAGAUAAAACAUGGCGUCUGUUAAUUCCACUGAAGAUACGAAAUAUUUCACGCGGAAAGAGGUUUCGAAACAUACGGACAGUAACGACUUGUGGUUUAUCAUUAAUAAUAAAGUUUACGACGUGACCAAAUUCACAAGUCACCCGGGUGGGCAAGAGAUUCUUCUCGAGCAAGGUGGUAAGGACUCUACAGAAGCCUUCGAAGAUAUUGGUCACUCGAGCGAUGCCAGAGAAUUACUGGAAACAUUUAAAAUUGGAGAUCUAGUCAAAGAGGAUAUAAUAGACGAAGACCAAAAAAGAAUUGGUGAGCUACCUGAUGCUUACGAUAGUUCAAGUUGCAGUGGUUCUUGGAGAUCCUGGCUAAUUCCUAUUGCUCUUGGGGUUCUGGCGACUCUCGUGUACCGUUACUUUCUUAAAGCACACUGAAUCAUUCCUGAUAUUUAUUCUUUUUGUAAUUUGUAUUAUACAUAAAAGCGAUUGUUAUAAAUGAUGAAAGAUUAAUACAUAUAUUGCACACAAUUA